Lucilia cuprina (Australian sheep blowfly) is the source of this 677-nucleotide messenger RNA. Its product is annotated as pupal cuticle protein C1B-like. The transcript is spliced from 3 exons. Lineage: Eukaryota; Metazoa; Arthropoda; Insecta; Diptera; Calliphoridae. Bases 9 to 587 code for a protein of 192 amino acids. The record is from RefSeq and is a predicted model, not a curated record.
AAAACAAAAUGUUCAAAUACGCCGUUGUUAUCUUCGCCUUGAUUGCCUGUGCCGCUGCCAAACCCGGUUUUGUAGCUCCUUUGGCUUAUACUGCUCCCGCUGCCGUUGUAGCUGCCCCCGCCGGUGUUGUCACUGCCACUAGUAGCCAAUUUGUUGCCCGUAACCACAAUGGUAUUGCCACCGCUCCCGUUGUUGCUCCAGUAGCUGCCCCUGUUGCUGCCUACACUGCUCCUCCCGGUUUAGUUGCUCCUUUGGCUUACACUGCUCCAUCCGCCGUUGUAGCUGCCCCCGCUGGUGUUGUUACUGCCACCAGUAGUCAAUAUAUUGCUCGCAACCACAAUGGUAUUGUCUCCACCCCUGUUGUUGCUCCAGUAGCUACCCCUGUUGUUGCCAAAACUCUUGCCUACACUGCCCCUGUUGCUGCUGCUUAUACUGCUCCUGUUGUAGCCAAAUAUGCUGCUGCUUACUCUCAUCCCUUGGCCUACUCUACCCCUGUUGUUGCCAAAUACGGCGCCGCUUACUCCCAUCCCUUGGCCUACUCAGCUCCUUUGACUUAUGCCGCUGCCCCAGCUCCAGUUUUGUUCUAAAAACUGUCUAGUCUGGUUGUUUAAUUGAUGAUAAUUAAAUAAUUGUGAUUUAUUGAAAAUGUUAAUAAAUGUUUAGUAUAAUUUUAGUAU